Molecule: messenger RNA, 3046 nt
Organism: Ananas comosus (pineapple)
Lineage: Eukaryota; Viridiplantae; Streptophyta; Magnoliopsida; Poales; Bromeliaceae
Exons: 13
Coding region: 97-2592 (831 amino acids)
Biological process (GO): positive regulation of transcription by RNA polymerase II
Cellular component (GO): MLL3/4 complex
Molecular function (GO): transcription coactivator activity; histone H3K4 methyltransferase activity; histone binding
Source: RefSeq, a predicted model, not a curated record
UUAUUAUUAUUAUUAUUAUUCGUUUUCCAAUUAUUCCCCAAAAUUUCGUCUCUAGAAAUUUUCAAAUUUUAUCACAGGAGCGCGCGAUUAAAUCCCAUGGCGUUUCACGUCGCUUGCCCCAUUACUUGUCGCCGCGUUUGCUACUGCGAUCUAGGGUUUCCGGCCGAGCUGCGGAGCGGGAGGGCGCGGGGCGAGUUCUGGGCGGAGAUCGAGGAGCUUGAGGGGUUUCUCAGAGAGCCCUGGACCGUACGGAUCGGCGCCGGCGAUGGCGGCGGCGGCGCCACCGUGCAGGUGCUCGUCCCCAAGGCGGCGGCGCCGGAGGCGGCGGCGGCCGAGGACUACUUCCGGAGGCUCGAGGCCCGGGGCUCUGCGCAGCUGCAAGGAGAGGCAGCUUCUAGGAGUGCUAGAGACGAUCAAGAAGAUCAAGGUUUUUCUGGUCUCAAGGUUAUGUGCUGCCUAUGCUUUUCUGGAGAUGAUGAGGGCAGUGACAGAGCUGCUAAGAUGCUUUCAUGCAACACCUGCAAUAAGAAGUACCAUAAGAGCUGCUUGAAAAGUUGGGCUGAACAUAGAGAUCUUUUCCAUUGGAGCUCAUGGGCUUGCCCCUCUUGUCGCAUUUGUGAGGUGUGCCGAAGAACUGGUGACCCAAAUAAGUUGAUGUUCUGUAAAAGGUGUGAUGGUGCUUACCAUUGCUACUGUCAGCAGCCUCCACACAAGAAUAUUAGUCGUGGACCAUACUUGUGCCCGAAGCAUACUAAGUGCCACAGCUGCGGGUCAAAUGUCCCUGGAAGUGGUCCCAGCACAAGGUGGUUUUUGGGGUAUACUUGCUGUGAUGCUUGCGGAAGACUGUUUGUAAAAGGAAACUACUGUCCUGUUUGUUUGAAGGUUUAUAGAGAUUCUGAGCAAAUACCGAUGGUCUGCUGUGACAAUUGUGAAAGAUGGGUGCAUUGUGAAUGUGAUGGCAUCAGUGAAGAAAAAUAUCAGCAAUAUCAAGCUGAUCAAAACCUACAAUAUAGGUGUGCUGCAUGUCGUGGAGAUUGUUAUCAGGUUACGGACACUGAGGAUGCAAUACGGGAGCUUUGGAAGAGACGAGAUAUUGCUGAUCAUGAUCUAAUUAUGAGUUUAAGAGUUGCUGCAGGAUUGCCACCUGAGGAUGAAUUUUAUUCGGGUUCUCCCUUCUCAGAUGAUGGGCAAGGUGGUCCACUCAUAUUAAAGAAUGAAACUGGCAAGACACUGAAAUUUUCAGUCAAAGGUAUUAGUGACAAAUCAUCAAACAAUUUCAUGGAAUACGGGAAUGGGAUCAACAGAAAUUCAGCGAGCACUAAAAGGCAUACCAAGAGGAAAGGAUAUAUGACCCAAUUAGUUGGCGAACAAGAAGAGAUAUAUCUAGAAAGACGGCAUGAGGCAAGAUUACUUGGGAGCAAUUUGAGGGAUCAACGGAUUGAUGAUAGAGAAUUAGACAGAAAUGCUAAGUCUGAUGUCAUUUCAUUUUCUGGAAACAGAAGCUCCAACAGAAAAGAUGUAAAACCCUCUUAUGAUCCAUUAGGUGGUAAGAAUGUUGGAAUUGUAGAAGACAAAGUCAACCCUGCUAGCACAGUUCCCAAAGUCAAGAUAAAGGGUGCUAAGCUACCAAGUUUGAAGAUCAAAGGAUAUUCUACAAAUAAUGUCAGCAAUAGUGAGACUGGGAGAGGUACAAAAUUGGUUAUACAUAUUGGUUCACGGAAUAAAAAUGUUUCUGGUUCCCCGAGGUCUGAAACUUCAAGCUGCCAAAGAGAUCAAGAAUUUCCUGUCUCUUAUGGUAGUGAAAACAUCACUCAGCAGAGGACAAAAGAUGGCGAAAAUUUUAUCUCCGAGGAUUGUAAUGCAAGUGUUGAAGCCGUUCAUAGCAAAGGUGCUAAAUAUGAUAACCUGAACCAGAUAAGAAAUUCCAAGCAUGGAAUGAGAGAAAACAAUGAUGCAAAACUUCGGAAAGUGUUUGACAUCCGACAAAAGGAUAAUAACUUCACUGGGGCUGUGGCUACACAAAGAAGUCCUUUUCAAACUGGGAGGAGCAAUAAAAUAGACCCUACAUCACAAAAUGUUGGAAAUGAGGUAGUUGGAAAGAAAGAAUCUGCAGGUGCUGUUAAUAGCAAUGAUGCUCGACCGUCACGCUUUGUCUCCAAUUCCUCCAACGACCCAAAACCGCUGCUGAGAUUGAAAUUUAAAAACCCAUAUCUCGAUAAUAGGAGCUCUUGGGCUCGUGAAGGGGAGGAAGAUAACUUUGUUAAAGGACAUAGAUCAAAGAGAAAGAGGCCCUCGACAAAGAAAGUGGGUAGCUUGGAGGAUAGCCCUGCAAAGCCGCAUCAGGAAAGUCCUGCUGAUGAAGUGAUGGAUGCAAACUGGAUAUUGCGGAAGCUGGGCAAGGACGCAAUUGGAAAAAGAGUUGAAGUCCGUUUAUCAUCAGAUAAUUCCUGGCAUCAAGGAGUGGUUUCUGACAUCAUCGAAGGCACUUCGUCUUUAUCAGUUCGUUUAAAUGAUGGAAGAUGUGAGACUUUGGAGCUUGGGAAGGAAGGAAUUCGCUUUAUCUCUCAAAGGCAUAAAAGAGCAAAAACUUGAAGCCUCGUUUUGUUAGUUGAACUGGUCAACUUGCCACCAUUGGAACGUAGUGGAACUUGAGCUAAAACUGAACAAUAUCCAAAGUUCUCUACUUCUGGAGGCGCAGCCAAACCUGUGCUACUGAAUCUAUUGUGAUUGUGCUUCUGUCAUGUCAAGAUUGUCUUCAAGAGCGAUUGCUACUGUGCAGAAUAAAGUGUGGAUUCUCCGAAAGAUAGGUACAACUGCCCCGGGAUGCUUAUUUAGUAUUAUUUUGCUUCUUUUGCAAGCUGUGCAUCAAUUUUAUAGGAAGAGUAGAUGCAAUUUGUAGCAACAACAUUAUCUGGAUGUGAUUUACACUUGAAAUGUAUAUUAAUUUAAGGUUGCUUCAUACCUGAAUGUAACAAUUACGUGAUGAAAAUUGAUUUAGAAGAUUAUAAUAAAUAGAUUUCUCUUUUCGGGCUGCUUGUUGCAGUGA